Messenger RNA from Capsicum annuum, 1844 nucleotides. RefSeq names its product CBL-interacting serine/threonine-protein kinase 11. NCBI's taxonomy places the organism in Eukaryota, Viridiplantae, Streptophyta, Magnoliopsida, Solanales, Solanaceae. The record is from RefSeq and is a predicted model, not a curated record. Bases 271 to 1602 code for a protein of 443 amino acids. Gene Ontology annotation, biological process: signal transduction; protein phosphorylation. The transcript is spliced from 2 exons. Gene Ontology annotation, molecular function: ATP binding; protein kinase activity.
UUAAAAUAUUACUACUUUUUUUUAAGUAUGUUAAUGUGGAAAAAAAAUAAAAAAUAAAAAAAUUGCAGUAUAUAUAUAUAUUGUCUAGAAAGGCGAAAAAGUAAUAGCCAUUGGGGGGGAUUCAUUUUCUAUAAGCCCCUUUUCAACAACUCCAAAAAAUUUUCUAUCAUUCUACCAAUUUUUCUUCUUUCUCAUCAGCUAGUUCCAUCUUGAUUAUCAAGAUAGAACGUUUUUCAUUGGCCUCUAGUCGGCGCAUACACGUCGACUAUUAUGGCCACAACCUCAUCAGAAGCCACGAUAUUCAAUAAGUACGAGCUAGGAAAACUCCUAGGAUGUGGUGCAUUUGGCAAAGUGUACCACGCUAGGGACAUCAGAGAUGGUCGUAGCGUGGCGAUAAAAAUAAUCAACAAAUCGAGGAUUAAUAAUGUGAUUUUGAUGUCGAAUAUCAAACGUGAAAUAUCAAUCAUGCGUCGAUUACGACAUCCACACAUUGUCAAACUUGACGAAGUGUUGGCUACCAAGACGAAGAUAUACUUUGUCAUGGAAUUUGUUAAGGGCGGUGAAUUAUUCGCGAAAAUCGCAAAGGCUGGAAAAUUUUCUGAAGAUCAGAGUCGGAAAAUUUUCCAACAACUAAUUUCUGCAGUACGUUACUGCCAUUAUCGUGGUGUAUAUCACCGCGAUUUAAAACCGGAGAAUUUACUUAUCGAUGAGAAUGGUGAUUUGAAGGUGUCUGAUUUUGGGUUAAGUGCAUUAACAGAACAAGUACAACAAGAUGGGUUGUUACAUACACUUUGUGGGACCCCAUCCUACGUGGCACCAGAUGUUCUAACAAAAAAAGGAUAUGAUGGAGCUAAGGCAGACAUAUGGACAUGUGGAAUCAUCUUAUAUGUGUUAAAUGCUGGAUAUUUACCAUUCCAUGAUUCAAAUCUUAUGGGAAUGUACAACAAAAUUUGCAAUGGAGAAUUCAAGUGUCCAAAAUGGAUGUCAUGUGAGUUAAAAAGAUUUAUACGUAGACUUCUUGAUAUAAAUCCUAUGACAAGAAUAACCAUUGAAGAAAUCAUGAAUGAUCCUUGGUUUAAGAAGGGGUUGAAACGCGUUAAAUUCUGUGAGGAAGACGGUAAGCCUCAGAAACCGAUUCAGAAUUUAGAUUCGACAGAUGCAUCAAAAGCGUCUAAUGACCCUAGCGCCGAUAUAGAAGACAAGAACAAGAAUUCUUAUUUGAAUGCUUUCGAUAUAAUUUCAUUCUCAAUGGGCUUAGACCUCUCAGGAAUGUUGAAUGAUGGAUUUAACCCAUUGGAGGAUUUUGAAAGAUUAAUUGUUAAAGGAUCAUUGGAGAUAAUAAUGGAAAGAAUAGAAGAGGUGGCAAAGAAGGUGAAUAUAAAGUUGAAGAAGAAAAAAGAAUCGGGAAUGGAGUUGAAGAAAGGUAAAUUGAUUAUGAACAUAGAAAUAUACAAAGUGAUAGAUGAUUUAGUAGUUGUUGAGGUUCGUCGAAAAGUUGGUGAUAUCGAUAUGUACAAAGAACUAUUGAAGAAUAAUAUGAAGCCAGUAAUUCUUGGCCAACAGUCGAUGGAAGUACUAAUUUCCAAAGAGGUGAAUUUAUAAAUUCAUAAUCUAGAGUCAAUAGAUGCAUAUUUGCCUUUUGGUCACAAGUAUAAGUGAUUUGUAGAUGAGAAAGAGAGUGUAUCAAAAGUAUAUAUUAUAUAUAUAUAGAAAAAAAUGGAUAAAAGGGAAGUUAUUCUCCCUUACCCAUAUAUACUGUUAAUAAUUUUUUUUGUAUGUGGGUUGAAAAUUUUGUUGAGGAAUAAAACUGCACUACUAUUGUGUGUGCAUAUUUUUCAAGUCUA